AUGGGACGAAGAAAGAAUCCACACCCAAAACGCGCGGUAAACGCGAGGACGGUUUUAAAGGUGGUGAAGGGUAGGACGGAGGAAGAAGGAGAAGAGGGAGAAGAACCUUUGGUGUUGUGUUCGAGGAUUCCUGAGGAGGAUGAUUUCGAGGCGAAUCAUCAUCAGAUACAAAAAGAAGAAGAAGAAGAAGAAGAGGGAGUAGAAGAAGAAGAAGAAGAGAUAACUGUUAGGAAAGGAGCGAAGAGAAAGAGAGGGCACGAGUGCGAUGUUUGCGAGAAGGUGUUUCGAUAUCCAUCCUACUUGGCCAGACACAUGCGUACUCACACGAACGAGAAACCGUAUGAAUGUGAUGUGUGCGAAGAGCGUUUUCGUGAAUCUCAUCAUUUGAAAGACCACAUGCGUAUUCACACGAAAGAGAAGCCGUACGAAUGUGAUGUGUGCAAGAAGCGUUUUAGUCAUUCUAAUGGUUUAAAAUACCACACGCGCAUUCACACGAACGAGAAACCGUACGAGUGCGAUUUUUGUGAUAGAGCUUUUCGUGAUUCUGGUAGUUUGACAAAGCACAUGCGUAUUCACACGAACGAGAAACCGUACGAGUGUGAUGUGUGCGAGAGGUGUUUUAGUGAAUCUACUGCUUUGAAAACCCACAUGCGUAUUCACACGAACGAGAAACCGUAUGAAUGCGAUGUGUGCGAGAGGUGUUUUAGUGAAUCUGGUAGCUUGAAAAGACACAUGCGUAUUCACACGAACGAGAAACCGUACGAAUGCGAUGUCUGCGAUAAAGCUUUUCGUCAACUCGGUAAUUUGAAAAGGCACAAGCGCACUCAACAUUAG
Molecule: messenger RNA, 834 nt
Organism: Bathycoccus prasinos
Lineage: Eukaryota; Viridiplantae; Chlorophyta; Mamiellophyceae; Mamiellales; Bathycoccaceae
Product: PREDICTED: similar to Zinc finger protein 271 (Zinc finger protein 7) (HZF7) (Zinc finger protein ZNFphex133) (Epstein-Barr virus-induced zinc finger protein) (ZNF-EB) (CT-ZFP48) (Zinc finger protein
Exons: 1
Coding region: 1-834 (277 amino acids)
Biological process (GO): regulation of transcription by RNA polymerase II
Molecular function (GO): RNA polymerase II cis-regulatory region sequence-specific DNA binding; DNA-binding transcription factor activity
Source: RefSeq, a predicted model, not a curated record